Molecule: messenger RNA, 2524 nt
Organism: Pocillopora damicornis (cauliflower coral)
Lineage: Eukaryota; Metazoa; Cnidaria; Anthozoa; Scleractinia; Pocilloporidae
Molecular function (GO): protein binding
Source: RefSeq, a predicted model, not a curated record
GUAAAUAGAGUUUUCCGAGCUUUACACGGUGAAGAAGAUCUGUGCAACUGUUUGUUCUGAACUUUAGUGGUCCUCUUAGAUAGCGAAAAAAAACUACAACACUACAAUAAGCAUGUCUUCACUCAGUCUUCUGGAUGUGGCCGUAGAAGAACGGAAGGAGGAAUUGGGCGAGAAGGCUGUGACUUUCGUUUUUAAAAAGGAAGACCAUGCGAAGAUUCUUCUAGACAACCUUCGCGACAUGCAGGCAAGAAAUGAGGGAAUCUUAACUGACGUGAACCUCAUUUCCAGAAGAAAAGACUGCGAAGAAAAGUUUCAUUCUGUGCUCCUAGCAGCAAGCAGCCCAAAUGUUAAAGAUCUUCUUAUGGCAAGGAGUGUCAAAGAUUCCGCAAGGGCCAUUUUGCUUGACGGAUUGACUAAAGAAACUCUCCGGUGUCUUAGAAAAUUCAUCUAUAAAUGUGAGUUUACGAUAGAUGAGGACACUCUACAAGACCUUCACAACUUUGCCGUUCAAUUUGAAAUUGAUGCACUCGCAGCUAAGUGUGAAGAAUUACAGGAUCAUCAGGGAAGGAUAAAAGUGGUACCUGACGAUCACGGAGAUGUGCUUUUGGAGCUAUUGAAUAUGUUCUUCGAGAAAGAACUAACCACAACAACCAUAGAAGACUAUCAGGGAAAGAUCCAGUUAGCUGUGCAUGGCCCCCUCGUCGCGGCUGCGUCACCGGCCCUUCAAGAUAUCAUUUUGCAAGGUUGUGCUUCUCAAAGAAGGCACCCCAUUCGUCUGGGCAUCCAUGCCAAUGUUCUUCGUGAUUUCAUUGGUUACCUCUACUCGGCGAAAGUGACUCUGCAGCGCAAAAAUGCUGUUGGUCUUCUCAGAGCCGCGUGUACUUAUCAAAUACCAGCACUUUCUCAAGUCUGUUGUGAAUGGCUGAUUGCCAAACUGGACACAUAUGAUGUGGUGGGUAUCCUGUGCUUGGUUCGCGAAUUAGAUUCUGAGCACACUGCAGAUCUGGAAAGAAGAACAAAGAAAAUUAUCAUCACCAAUUUCAGUUCGUUAAGCGCUGAACACGGAAUCAAUACUCUUGGCCAUGAAGACUUGAUGGAAAUCAUCCAGGAUGAGGACCUUGAAAUUGAAGAUGAAGAACAUGUCCUUCACGUUGUCAUGAAAUGGUUGGAGUUUGACGAAAAGAAUCGUCUUCCUCACCUGAGCAGGUUGCUGGCUUGUGUCCGCUUGGAACAGACAAGCCUUGACUUCUUGGACACCAUCCAGCAGGAUCCAAGAAUCGGACGCUCUCCUGAAUGCCUUGAGGUAAUCGAGGAGGCCCGACAUAGGCUAGCUGACCAAGGCCACUCCAUGUCUCACUCCAGUAGUCACGAUGAUGAAGGUUUCCAGGGGAGCGAAGAAUCAUAUGAUGGCGACUCCUGGCACGAGGAUCCGCGAGAAGAACUCGAAGGCUUGCCAACCGCAUCUUAUAGUGGAGAAGACUUUGAGGAUAGUAACUUGCGCGAAAGUGACCAUAUUGACGACUGUUAUAGCUGUUACACAGGUGACAGCUAUAACAGUAGCCCACGCGAAGAUGAACAUGACGACAGUUACUUGCGUGACCGAUAUUUACGUGAUAGCUACGUGCACGACAAGUCUCCGCCUCGGAGUCACCUGCGUGACAGCAGCCCACCAGAUAGUUACUCGCAUGGUUACUCACAACGUGGUCAUAUCAGCUCCAACCCGUCUGACGACGAAGAGGCGAGCUGCUUGUCGGGCCCGAAAAGGAAGGAUGGCCAGCCGGACAUGCGCUUUAAGGUGAAUCGAAGGAUUUUCUGUAAAAGUGGAAAUAACAAAGAUGAUUCCCUGGACUUGAGGCUGAGGGAACAUAGGAGAGAGUUUCCUGGUCCGGUUAAGAAGAAUGGAGAACCUGAUAUGCGAUAUAAGGUAAAUAAGGAAUUAGUUGGAGCGUUGAGGAAAACGUCAGCAUUAAUUUCAACCAACGUACCAGCAAAGGUUCACCCAGUGAAGAAGGAUGGUACGCCUGACAUGCGGUACAGAAACAACAGAACAGCACUCUGCGGCUCCUCCUAUGUUUCAAGUUCCGCAUGUUCUGUAGUUACUGGUACUCUUUCCGGUGGAACAAAAUCCUCUUUGGGGCCGUCCUUGGCUAAAGUUUAUACCGCGGGACCUCUGAAGAAAAACGGUGCACCUGACAUGCGCUAUGCGGUGAACAAGCAGCGUUUUGGUAAUCUCCCCGCCGCUACAAGCAGCUCGCGAGGACCUCUUAAGAAAGACGGGACACCGGACAUGCGUUAUGCAGCGAACAGACAGUCGCACCAUCCUCCGCAAUCUCGGUUCCAGGCGCAAGGUCCAUUGAAAAAAGAUGGAACCCCUGAUAUGAGAUACAAGGCCAAUAGACGAUGAUACAGACACACUCACGUGCAUGUAAGAUUGCCAUAUCAGUUAUAAUUGUUCUCAAGUACAGCUAUACAAGUUUUUCAUAUGACAAACAAUUAGCUUCGUUGUUUUUACAAACAUUUUGAA